AGCUCGGGGCCCGGCGGCGGCGGCGGCGCAGCGAAGAUGGCGGAGUCCGGCGGGGCCGAGUUCGCCGCGGAGCGGCCGAGCAGCAUGGCUGACAAGAACAGCACCCUGAAAUGCACGUUCUCUGCUCCUGGCCACAGCACCACUCUACUGCAGGGACUGGCCUCGCUCCGAGCUCAGGCUCAGCUGCUUGAUGUCAUCCUCACUAUAAAUAAUGAAGUGUUUCAGGUUCAUAAAGUUGUCUUGGCUGCCUGCAGUGACUAUUUCAGGGCAAUGUUCACAGGCGGGAUGAGAGAAGCCAGCCAAGAUGUGAUCGAACUGAAAGGUGUAUCUGCAAAAGGACUGAAACACAUAAUAGACUUUGCGUACAGCGCUGAAGUGACUCUUGAUCUUGACUGUAUUCAGGAUGUGCUGGGAGCUGCUGUCUUCCUCCAGAUGGUGCCCGUCGUGGAGCUCUGCGAAGAAUUUCUGAAGUCUGCCAUGAGCGUAGAAACGUGCCUCAAUAUCGGGCAGAUGGCCACCACCUUUAGCCUCGCAUCCUUGAAGGAAUCAGUAGAUGCAUUCACUUUUAGGCAUUUCCUCCAGAUCUCUGAAGAAGAGGAUUUCCUCCACCUGCCACUGGAGCGCCUUGUUUUCUUCUUGCAGAGCAAUAAGCUGAAAAGCUGCAGUGAAAUAGACCUCUUCCGUGCUGCCGUCCGCUGGCUGCAAUAUGACCCAACCCGCCGUGCCAACGCCAGCCAGGUCCUCUGCCACAUCCGCUUCCCCCUCAUGAAGUCCUCGGAGCUGGUGGACAGCGUCCAGACCUUGGACAUCAUGGUGGAAGAUGUCUUGUGCCGGCAGUAUUUGCUGGAAGCGUUCAAUUACCAGAUCCUGCCCUUUCGGCAGCACGAGAUGCAGUCCCCUCGCACCACCAUCCGCUCGGAUGUCCUGUCCCUCAUCACCUUUGGCGGCACUCCCUACACCGAUAACGACCGCACCGUGAGCUGCAAAGUCUACUACCUGCCGGAUGCCAGCGCGCGCCAGUUUAAGGAGCUGACGGAAAUGGAGGUGGGCAGCAGCCACUCCUGCGUGGCCGUGCUCGACAACUUUGUCUACAUCGUAGGAGGGCAGCACCUGCAGUACCGGAGCGGUGAGGGAGCUGUGGAUAUCUGCUACCGUUACGACCCACACCUGAACCAGUGGCUGCGUAUCCAGGCCAUGCAGGAGAGCAGGAUCCAGUUCCAGCUCAAUGUCCUCCACGGUAUGGUGUAUGCCACCGGUGGGAGGAACCGCUCGGGGAGCUUGGCCUCCGUAGAGAAGUAUUGCCCCAAAAAUAACGAGUGGACUUACGUGUGCUCCCUGAAACGCAGGACGUGGGGGCAUGCCGGAGCCACGGUAGGAGACAAAUUGUACAUAUCAGGUGGGUACGGCAUUUCGGUGGAAGACAAAAAAGCCCUGCACUGUUAUGACCCCGCCGUGGAUCAGUGGGAGUUUAAAACCCCAAUGAACGAACCCAGAGUCCUGCAUGCCAUGGUCAGUGCAAAUAAUAGGAUUUAUGCUCUCGGAGGCCGCAUGGACCACGUUGACCGUUGUUUUGAUGUUUUGGCUGUGGAAUAUUACGUGCCUGAAACAGACCAAUGGACAACGGUGAGCCCCAUGCGCGCAGGUCAGUCGGAAGCUGGCUGUUGUUUACUAGAAAAAAAGAUUUAUAUCGUAGGAGGGUACAAUUGGCACCUGAACAAUGUGACAAGCAUUGUGCAGGUGUAUAACACGGAAACUGAUGAAUGGGAAAGGGACCUACAUUUUCCAGAGUCUUUUGCUGGGAUAGCGUGCGCUCCCGUUAUACUGCCGCAGGUAACGACCCAGAGAUAACCGCGCGCGACCGCGUCGGCCCAUGAAAUCGCCUCGUGUUGCAUGUUAUCGGGAUGCUGUGUUGUUUCUUUGUUGUUUGCAAAUGGUAUUGUGCAUUUUGUGGGCGAGGGAAGGAGAAAAAUAGCUUGCGUUCCCUCCUCCAUAAAGUCCCUCCUCCUCUUAUGUAGUGUUCUGGCAAGCGUGCUUCAUCAGAAGCACUUGUCAGCUAGUUAGACUUAACAGAUGUUACAGCUGGAAAAAGCUUUUCUCUUUUUUUUUCUUUUUGGUGUGGGGGGGUGCGUUUUGCCAACUUUUCGUAUUUUUAACAAUGUUACACAUUGCAAACACUGACAGCUCAGGAGUAACUAAGUACUGUGGUACGUUUCAAAGAGUUCAGCUGUGAUUUUUAUUAAUAGCUCCAAAAAAAUCAUUGUACGUCGCUUUGAUUUUCAGCAAACAAACAAACAAAAAAGACCAAACCAAAACCUGUAUAACAUACUGACCUCCAGAAGCAAUAAGGGGACAGUGGGAGCUGGGAGAGCUCAGGUGCUUGGGUUAUGAAAGCAUAUUCUUGCUUUCCAAAGGUGACUGGAUUUCCCGCCCCCUCCCCCUAAAAAGGGAGUACUGAUCCCUGCACACCUCUGGUCUCCGUUGGUUCUUCACUGCUUGGAUCAACGCUGCAGUUGCAGCUCCCUUCCUCGCCCCCUCCAGAUCGCAGCAUGAUACUCUAGGCCAGACCUUCUCCCUUAACUGGGGCAUCCAGAGUUUGCACCACUAAAGCCAUGUUGAUAGCUUGAUGACGUAUAAGCAGGCAUGAUUUUUUUUUAAUAACUGCCAAUAACUUGUUUGGCUUUACUGGCAAUAAGAGCUCCGCAGCUGUUCGUCUGGGCUGACCCCCUAAAGCAGAGAGCACCCAGAGUUUCUGGUGUAGGACUCCGCUGCCUUUGCCCUUCCCAUCGCUCCAACACACGUUCAUCCAAACUCUUUUCGUACAGUAAAGGAGGUGGGUGCUACUUCUUCCUAAGCCUGAAGGUUUCCUCCCUUGACUUGUAAAUAAGACACUUGGCAUCACGAGAUGAUGGAAGUCUAAGUGGAAUGGGGUUUUUGUUGUUGUUGCCAGUGGAUAUUUUAAAUUAAGAGAUUAAUUUUAAGAUGACACUGUCAUUUUUGUAAAAUCUGUGUUUACUGCACAGAACACUGCUACUUCCUCAAUUUUCCUCCAAGCUGUUUUUUCCUAAUUAAUUUGACUGAUUAAUGAAUUGAAAGUUUCUCCUUUUAUCAGGUAUUCUGUUUCAAGGGCUUUGUUUUGUAUCUGUAGAAGUUUGAUUUUGAUGUAUGCCGUCCUCUUUUUAGAGGAACCGUUGCAUUCUGCUGUUAAAUAAAUACUGUGCUGUAACCUUUAGAGACAAUAUAUAAUGUCUGCUCUGCAAAUGAAUCAUCGAUCAGGUCUGUGUAAAGCAUGGACUCCAUACCUCAGAUUCACUUAAAGGUAUUUUUCCUCUGAUAAUGAAAUCGAAGCACCUUUGGCUUGGUUAAGCUCUGCAUUCUCAAUUUUAGAUAAAACGAUGCAUAGUUUCAUCUGUUCCUAUCUAUUUGCUGGUUUGCCAAUAAUAAAUUAAUGAAAAGUACUUGUUGUUGUAUAGUAUGCUGAAGUCAGCGGGCAAGCUCCGCUUUCUAGCUCUUAGGCAGUUAAUUUACUCCAUUCUCUGUUCAUUUGGUCUGGCAUAGAAGCUAGAAACACUGCAGAAUGGUCUUGGCAGAUAACAAGCGCAUUUUGAAAGGAUGAAAUGUAACUUGAUACAAGCUUCAAAGUUACAAAAUAACGGAUUUUCUGUUUUUAAUGCUUCCAUAUGUUUAUGAAAAGGGUACUCUCUUAGGUUAGUAACGAACAGAAGGUUACGUGCUUUCCUAUUUGCGGAAUACAAUUAAUCCUCUUACGAGUGUGUCAUUCCUUCAUCAUUGCCUUUCUAAAAUACUUAAGUAUUCUUCCCGAUGUUAUUUAAAUUUCCCUACCAGAAGCAUUUCUAUGGCAGCGAUCGAUGGUUUGGGUGUUCUCUAAUAACGGAGUUUUUCUGAACGUGCAGCCUUAGUGCUCAUAAGCCACACCGCAUCAGAUGGCUGGAGAACCCACGCGAUGACUGUGGUUGGCAUCUCUUCGUAAGGAAGCCAUGCUUUAUUUUUCACUUGAAGAUUCGAAGGUACGUGUGUGUCGGGGGGUAAAACAUGUUUGGCUUCGCUUUUAAGAUCAACCUUGCGAAAAUAAACGUAACCUCUGUAUUAAUUCAUAUUGGAACGAUGGCUUUGCAGACGGGAGGAUACACAAAGCCGUUCUGUAACUGUAUUUAAUAAACCAACUCUUGCCUGCCACACAGCAAAGUAGCCUGGUACCCGCCUUCUCAUUCCCUGGCACUGCGGGGCGGGUGCUGGGAAAGGCUUCCACGUUCUUUUGGUGAGACUUGCGACAGGGCGCUGCUGUGCACCACCUCUCAUUCUUACUGGAACGUUCUUUACAUAGCAAAAUAAAUAAUUAUUUUUCAUAAUGUUAGCUAGAAAGACUCUAGCGGUUCUAAAUUUAGCAGAGACUGGCUAAAAUAUUUGUGGAAGUGCGUAUCAUCCAUAUUGACAAUAAAGUUUGUUUUACUGCUUUGAA
Phalacrocorax carbo (great cormorant) is the source of this 4477-nucleotide messenger RNA. The record is from RefSeq and is a predicted model, not a curated record. Lineage: Eukaryota; Metazoa; Chordata; Aves; Suliformes; Phalacrocoracidae.